Leptidea sinapis is the source of this 6937-nucleotide messenger RNA. RefSeq lists its product as uncharacterized. Bases 346 to 5625 code for a protein of 1759 amino acids. The record is from RefSeq and is a predicted model, not a curated record. NCBI's taxonomy places the organism in Eukaryota, Metazoa, Arthropoda, Insecta, Lepidoptera, Pieridae. The transcript has 11 exons. Gene Ontology annotation, biological process: signal transduction. Gene Ontology annotation, molecular function: guanyl-nucleotide exchange factor activity; GTPase activator activity.
CUGUGGGACGCACGUCUCGCGCUCGAGACUUGCUAACUCGCACACAGCACGAUAACGUGUUCUACUUAAACGUAACAUAUAAACUGCGUAAUCGGUUUCGCAAACUCGAAAACAUUGUAUUUCUUACCGUGAUAAUUUAGUAGAAUCGCGCGGAUUUAAAAGUCUAAACCGGCUUUGUGACUAUAUUAUGAUUCGCGUCUGAUCCGAAAUCGAGCCUUCGCGGAUAUCUGUGCACAGUUAAGAUGUGGAUUUAAAGUGCAGUUGUGAAAGACGGAUACCGGGCUGCGGUCAUGAGUCACAGCUGACUUUCGCGAUUGUUAGUGAUUUGUGAUUUGGAGAUGUGAUAUGACAGCGAGUGAUAUUAGUGACGGUGUCAUGGCUGGUGCGAAUGAGGAUGCUGGGGUCGAGGAGGCUGUGCCAGGGCCUGAAGUCCAUAAGCGCGGUCUGAGCGGCUCCAUGUCGCUACGGACUAAGAAGCUGGGCCGAAGACUCUCUCGCAGCAUGUCUAUUGUGGCAUUAAAACUGCCUGAGAAGGCCCAGAGUAUAUCACGGAGCUCUUCAAAGCUGAUGCGGUCGGGAAGCCGCGAUAAAAAGAAUAGAUCAUUCGAACUGUCUAUCAUACUGCCAGAUAAAACACAGAGACAGGUGACAGUUUGGACCAACAGUACAGUUGCUGAAGUGAUAAAUGAGCCACUUCAAGAGGCAGGCAUGGUAAUAGCUGGUCUGCCAAGCGGGCCUCUAUCACCACCUCUACUUCUGCCUAUCGCUGGUCCUCUACCCCCGCCUGAAGAAACCACGGCGCCUCCAACAGUCCUUCUGUUUCUGGGAGGGUCCAAGGCACCAGUAGACCCCAGAGCGCCGGCGGUUCACCUAGAAGGAGAGGUGAUCGUUGCGGAAUGUGAACCGACACCUUGGGAUGGAAAGGACUUGGAAUGCUUUCUUGAAUUGGAGAAAAUAUAUGCUUCAACGCUAUGCUCAGCAUUAGAACUUUACGGAAAACCUUUAUUGAGAGCAUCUGUCCUAACUUCAGAAGAAUAUCAUUUGCUUUUCUACUAUCUCGAAUCAAUAUCUGAAGCUAGUGAAGCCUUGACAGAACGGAUGAGAAAAUACAUUGACUCUGGAUUACUAAACAAUAAACAUGAGGACACUAAGGUCGUUAACCAAAUACACGAGGAAAGUAAAGACGAAGAUUCGAAAAGCCUUCUCACAGAGAUGAUAAAAGAAGGAAUUAUUUCUCAACAUGAUGUAGACUCGGUAUCUGAAGCUAUGAGCUCGAUUAAUGAUCAUCCGUCGAACCGGAAACUUGAUGAGGAUAGCAGAUCAACAUCAUCUUCGGUUGAAGGCCCUCAUCGUAGAGUCUUAGUUGAUAUUCCUGUAGAAACAAAUGAUAAUAUUGUUGGCUGUUCCGAAAUCGAUAAAAUUGACAAUAUUGCAACUGUUACCCUGAAGACUGGAGGACAAUGUUGUGCAGAUCAUAGAAUAUCCGCCGACAUAACAGAAAAUGUAUGGUCAAACGUAAGAUGGAACUUUCUCAAUCCUGCUGACUUCGGCUACGACCAAGUCCCAAACGUUAAGCGAAGUAGAUCCGAAUCUGCUAUAACACCAAUUGCUACCCGCCGCAAUGAUGAAAUAUAUGAAACAUUGCGUGACGUCGAAAGGGAUUCAUGUGGCAGCAUAACUCCCUACGAAUCCAUAGAAGAUCUAUAUGAUUGCAUUAAAAAUGGCGCGUAUAAUAAUGCCGCUGAAUCAUCUCCAUCGACAGAAAGUCAAUCUGAACCACAAUAUCCGGACUUCGAUGAAAAGUCGAUCACGACGCGUCAGAGUUCUACGAGCAGUGAAAAAAGCGGAACCUCAUCCGCUUUUCCAUUUUCGAAGUGCGGUUCGAGUGAUUCAACCGGCGCGUAUACGUCUUGUGAGUCUACAAGUGGGAUAAGUACUUUCGCUUCUAAGUGUAUACCGGAGUUGAUUAAGUGUAGAGAACUGCCCGCCCCGCCCACGGAAGUUGAAAUCAACGAGAGCACUAUUCUAUUGAAACAACUGUUUAUGGGUGAAUUAAUGGAUGUUUAUAGUGAAUAUCUGUCCGCUUAUCCGUUCGCUCGGGCGUUGUUGCGGCGAAAGAUGAAAAGAGACGAACAUUUUGCUGCACUGGCAGACAUCCGACGCGGAGCAGCCAAGUAUUCGAUCGUUGACUAUUUGGAAUUACCGAUCGAAAGAUUGGCGCAGUAUGAGAGGCUGGUUGGCAGCGGGUGUGCUCGACGUAGGGCGGCCCGUCUGUCGGACCUGGAGCGUGUCCAGGACCUGUUCCCUCAGGACUAUCUCGCCUUACACGAUGCUGACGCCCCGGCCGCUCUUGCCUCGCACCAUGCGCAGAAAUCGAAAAGCCUUCGCAAGCGACCCAGUCUGGACAUCGGCGGUACAGUCAGCAACAACAACAAUAAAAACACUUCUCUCUUGCCGCGGACAUUCCUCAUGGAGGCUCCAGUACAACUGUGUCCCAUGGGAUCGUCCUCCCCACCGCUAGACAGGCACUUCUUCCUCUUCAACGACCUACUCCUGGUCGGAAAAUCGAGAGGAACGAACUGCUUUAAGUUGAAAGAAAGCGUUCGUGUUGCGGAGCUGUGGCUGUCGUUACCAGAUAAUGAUGAUACCGGCUUCCUCAUUGGAUGGCCGACCCUCAGCGGUGUCAUCAACUACCUAGCCACGUACCCCACACAAGCAACCCGGGACACUUGGUAUAGAAAAGUCCAAAGUGCCCUCACGAACCAGCUGUCAAAUGAACCGAAGUCCACAAACAUACAAAUAUUCUACAAGGACUUGGCCAGCUCUAUCGAAUUUUGCAAGACGGUGUCAGUGAACCCGGAUAUGAGCGCUCGGAAUGUGAUCCGUCAAGCGCUGCACGUGCUGCAAGCUGGGGGUGAGGUGGAAGGUGACCAUGAGGAGUUGGAGACAGCGGCCAACGAUUUCACACUGUGGGUGCGCACGGGCCGGGAAGCUCCUCUCACUCCGCUGCAGGGGAACGAGAGGCCUCACGCGGUUCAGAUGUCGCGAAUACGACAAACAUUGUCCAAUGAAGACGGUUUCGAUUUAGAACACGUGAACGCAAAAAAUAACCCGUGCGGUCUGGUCUUUGAGUUGAGGAAAAAGAAUCAAGCAUUGAAGAGCACGCACCCCGGCGGACGCGGUCUUCGCCUGCUGCGUCGUGGCGGGAGACUGUUCGGUGUGUCUCUGUCUCGCCUGUGCGGCGGCACUCCCCCGCCCGUCCUGCUGCAGGUCAUGAAGAGACUGAGGUCCCUGGCGCCGCACACACACGGCGUCUUCAGAAGAAGCGCCAACGCCAAAGCGCUCAGAUUACUUCGAGAUAAGUUGGACGCGAUGGGUCCUUGGGCAGAGAGUUGCACGGAGUUAGAUCGCGCUCCUGUCUUACUGUUAGCAGCGCUCGUGAAGGAGUUCUUCAGGGCAUUGCCCCAACCUCUCCUUGUAGCCGAACUCUACCCAGCUUGGCUGCAAGUUCUAAGUUUACCACAGACAGAAAAAGUUGCAGCAGUAAGAUCGUUACUUCUAAAGCUACCCAAACCGCAUUACAAUAUGCUAACUUACUUUGUGUGCCUUUUACAAGCCAUAUCCAAGAAAUCCAAUAUUAACUUGAUGUGCCCAAUGAACUUGGGUGUAUGCGUAGGUCCAAGUUUGCUGUGGCCUUCAGUGCCUUGUGAUAAAGCUCCCAAAGCAGUGCCAAUGGUUGUUGAACUACUCAUUGUGAAGGCUGAAUCAUUAUUUGGACCACAAAUCACAAGUCUUCUUGGCAAUGGGGCCCCUGAACCAGCAAAUGCUUUAUUGGACUCCGGUGCCGAAGAAAGUGACAGUUUGCAUUCCGUUGGAAUUUCAUUAGAUUCAAUGGAACUCUCAACACCGCGGAAAGAAAAACUCUCACUCAGCCGUGAUUCAGGGUUAACGCUUUCCGAAGAUGAUUCGAACAGCAAUGGAGGUAAUAGCCCUGCCCCUCGAAAUAUUUUACACAGUCUUUCUGCACCAACUUGCAAUUUACAACAGGAUCCCAAAACCGGUUCCCGUUUCCUUUCAGAUAAUCACAACGUUAAUGGUCUUCCUCCAAUAAAUCAAAGACAGCAAAAUAUUUACUCGAACAAAGCAGAGAUUUAUAGUACUGUAAAUGAAGAGUUGUACACGUUGCCAUAUAGAGGUGAUAGAUACGUACAUAAUUCAGUUAACGUCGGUAUAUCUAACGGUGUUGACGAAAGAAAUUAUGUUUCGAAGACAGCCGUUCAACGGUCGACGGCUGAUAUUUAUGGGCAAAGUCCAGCUAAAUACAUUACUGGUAUGGAACCACAAAAACCACCGCGAAGUAAUGUAUCAAAAGCAGCUCGUACAUCUAAGGUGUACAGUAUGUAUGCGGACACACAAGAGACAGAAAAAAAUAUCAACAACAAAAACUUUAACCGUGCAAAAAGCACUGACAACCUGCUUGAACCCAAACAAGAACAAGUUGAUACAAAACGCGACAUAGUUUCUAGUCAAGAGAACAUCGUAUACAGUAACAUACACGACCUGGCGAUGUUUACCGAAAACAUUCAAAGACAAAAUCAGUACCAGUCACAUAAAGAGUUAUUAUCCAAUGCCAACUCGAACUAUGCUCGCGUUUAUACUACUUGGGAAAAUAAAAGUCCUAACUACAACAAUCAGGCUAACAGAGCGAAUGAAAAGAUAUACGGGCAAAUAAACUUGGUACAAGGCGAGUCCUCGCAAAACAAAUUGGAUGGAAAAGCAUCACCGGCAGCCACCAUUUUUACACGAAAUGACUGGUCUCGUCAAGCAGCGAGGACAAAGAGCUUAGAAGUGAACGAAGACGGUCAGAACGCUAACGAUAAAGCACGCAAUACUAACUACGAUAUCCACGUCGUUAGCUGUUGCCGAAAGAGGCGUUUUGAUCCAGCUCACAUGUGCUCCAAGAGUUGCAUCACCCUUUCAAACAUAAGGGAAAAAGAGAAACAAUCGAUGAACCCCUUGCAGACCUCAUACUCAUACGUCGGAGACAUGCGUAAUGUCUCAGAAGAUGCAAAGAUGUCCAGACUGCGUUCUUACAACAACAAUAAACUGAACCAAUCGAAGUCUCUGGCAAAUAUUAUACUUCAGAGUGAUUCGAGCAGCAGUGACACUCUGUACCAACCACAAAACUCCUUCAACAGUCGAUCCACGGAGUCGCCAGCAAGUGAAAACUCUUUUGAAAACUGUUAUACAACGCAGUACAUAGAGCCUCUGUAUACGUCGGUCUACAACCGCACAAGAGAUAUAUUUCACGAAGAAAAGGCUAACAUGUUUUCAUCUGACAUCUACAAGGCAACGCCCACGUCUGUUCAGCCAGACAACGAGCUAAACAACAACAAUAAAGUUCCACACAUGCCCCCGCCCGUACCGCCGCGAAAGAUGAUCUACCAGCGGGUUUUGAAGAAGUUUCAACCGGUACACGCAACCGGUAGCAAGGAAGACAAGUCGCGAUCCAAAUCAGUACCUCCGGUAUACAGAGACCCACCCAAUGGAAACGAUAAUAAUAACCACAACGGAAUCGCUCUGGAUGCUUCUGAAUCUGAUACAGAAUCCGAAUCAUAUGUAUAACCCGCCACAGAGUACGUGGUAAUGAAAUAUUAAGGCUGCUAUCCCAAGGAACCGAUAAAAUAGCGCAUAAUUUAAACCAUUAAGAAACGGAGAAAUGUAAAGAAAAAAUAAAAUUUUUUUUCUUUACAUUUCUAUCAUUAAUAGACACUCCGAAAAAAAUCACCAAAGUAAACCCUAACUUUUACAGUUGGAGCCAUCUCAAUCAUUCAAUUAAUUAAAAAAAAAUAUUAAUUGUUAACCAAUACGAUUUAACAUGACAUAGUUUUGUAAAAAAAAUUGUAUUAUGUUUGUAAUAAAUUAUAAAUGCUUCUAAUUCUGAAUUAGAACUAUGGCGGUCUUAUACUAGAUUCCUCAAGGCCGUUGGAUCCGUCCCCAGCCUUAAUAUGGAUAAGCUCGUUGAACAAUGUUUGGGAGAGUUUUAAGUAUAAUUGAAAUGAUAAUAUAAUAAUUAUUUAACUGUUAUGUACCACGUAAUACAUUUGAAUAUUGUCUUUAGUAAUCUUGAGUAUUGUUCGAAUAUUAGUUAUAUGCUUGGAUUAAGGAUUGUUCUCCGCUGCAUUCCAACUAGAUACCGCACUACCUAAGAACCAAUAGCUUUAUUAAUACGGCAACUAUUAGAUGCUUGUGUGAGUGGCAUCUUGACACUCAGUGGCAUUUUUCAAAUUUUGUAACAUUCGCUUCGUGUUAUUUUACAUUGAAAUUAAUAAAUUACAAAUACUUACUGAUGAUAUGUGAUCCCAGUGUCUUUAUUAUUUCUUGUAGUAUUAUUUUUACAAAGUCUUACUACGCAAUCCGACAUUUUUUGUUUCAAUUAUUAGCAAAGUUUAACAGAACAUGUGGCACGUCAACGUCAAACAUUGUUCGAGGUUGGCUCGACAACGCCCACUUUGCGACUACGCCUGCGGUAUCUAUUUGGAGCGCAGCGGAGACCAAUCCUUAAUCUAGGGUUACAUGUUUAUAUUUUAGGAUGUCACGUAUGUCCCGCCUUACAUUAAUUAUAUCAAGUGUCCAUAACGUAUUGUUUUGGUGAUCUGUUUCCAAAGAAGUAAAAUAGUUUUGAUUCUGUACAGAUGAUGAAUGUCACGAUAUUGUCCAUAUAAAUUAUAUUGUAAUAAGUUUUACAACAUCGUUUUGUAAAAAUGAUUAUGUAAUAUACAUUUAAGAAUAAUAUAAACACCUGUCUAAUGUGUCAUGUAUGUGUUAUGUUAAGUGUAAUGUUUGUAUCGAGCUGACUGUAAGUGUAAAUACUGUAUGAUAUUGUACGUAAAUACUUUUACCUUUGAUGUGAAAUAAAUGUUUUAAUGGAAAUUAA